AUGGUCUGCGGCGCAGGCUGGAGCCCCGCGACAGAGCCGAAGAAGCUGCGGCCCGGCAGCAGCCACGCCGAAGCGCCGCAGCACAGUGUGCGAUGUGCGGGCCCGGCGGUCCAGUUAGACGCGAAGGCUGCUUCCAAGACGGCAGCCUCGGGUCACGAGGGACCGAACGUGCCGCUUGCGACGCCGCCGCGCCGUCCUUUGGCACCACCGCCAAACGGCCCUUGCUCCUCCGCGACACGCGCCGCAGAGACGCGCUUGUCGCCGCCAAAGCAACAGCAGCAGCAGUGGCAGCGAGACUUAACGUCUCGAGCCAUUGGCGACGCGGAUGGCGUUGGCGACGCGGCGGAGUUCUACAACCCACGUGGCAUCGUCACCAGCCCAGACGGCGGCGCGCUGUUUGUGGCAGACUGGAGCAACCACAAGAUCCGGCGGGUUGAGGUGGCGACUGGCGCAGUGACGAUUCUCGCGGGCAGUGGCACCAGGGGUAGGGAAGACGGCGUGGGCGACUCGGCGGAGUUCUAUGACCCAACUGAAGUCGCCCUCAGCCCCGACGGCAGCACGUUGUUUGUCGGUUCGUACGGUGGCCUCCGCCUGGUCUGCGUGGCUGCGCCUCCUCCGCCUCCCUCCUUUGCCCCGAUCGUCGUUCCGCGUUCGACCCUUGGAGCUGACUUCGCAAAGACGCGGGGCGACGCCUCCCUCCCGCAGGGCAUGGUCACCUUCCUGGUCGGCGACGACCGGGAGCGCAUCGAGCACGUGAGCAAGAACGUGCUCUGCGCCCGGUCCCCGGUCUUUCGGACCAUGUUUGGCAUCGGCAUGAAGGAGCGGGACGCCGCCGAGGUCACGGUGUCCCACACCAACCUCGCCAGCUUCACCGCCCUCAUCGACUACCUCCUCUCCGAACGCGCAGAGGCAGCUGCGACCCCGCCGAGCACCGAGAGGUACCAAAUGGCGCAAAUGACCAAAAUCAAGAUUGUGUAA
Messenger RNA from Emiliania huxleyi CCMP1516, 978 nucleotides. RefSeq lists its product as hypothetical. The record is from RefSeq and is a predicted model, not a curated record. Lineage: Eukaryota; Haptophyta; Isochrysidales; Noelaerhabdaceae. Gene Ontology annotation, molecular function: protein binding. The transcript has 3 exons. The coding region runs from base 1 to 978 and encodes 325 amino acids.